Molecule: messenger RNA, 2073 nt
Organism: Batrachochytrium dendrobatidis JAM81
Lineage: Eukaryota; Fungi; Chytridiomycota; Chytridiomycetes; Rhizophydiales
Exons: 5
Coding region: 1-1920 (639 amino acids)
Biological process (GO): translational initiation; ribosomal subunit export from nucleus; translational termination
Molecular function (GO): iron ion binding; ATP hydrolysis activity; ATP binding
Source: RefSeq, a predicted model, not a curated record
AUGUUUCCUAUGAUUGGUGGUCCGCAAAGAGCUUCACUCUCUACUGGUCCCGGAAUCCGUCGAAAAGUCGGACUUCUUCCAGGUUAUUCUCCAUUAGAUUGGGCACGAUUAAAGUCGUCCAAUACAGAUAUGCGUGCAGGUAUUACUCAACUACAACGAUUCACAAAAGAAGAUUUGGCUUUACAUAAAUCCAAGACAGACAUGUGGAUGUCCUUUCGAGGAAAAGUGUAUAAUGUUACACCAUAUGUGUCGUUCCAUCCUGGUGGUUCAGCUCAGUUGAUGCGUGGUGCAGGCAAGGACAUUACUGAACUAUUUCUCAAGAUUCAUCCGUGGGUAAACAUUGACAUGCCAUUGUUAGUAGUGACAAAUGCAAGCCCAAAAAGUGUCGCCAGGAAUGCAAAAAAUCUUGUCCUGUGGUUCGAAUGGGUUCUCGGUCUUGUUGGAACUAACGGUAUUGGAAAAUCUACUGCUCUCAAAAUUCUUGCCGGAAAACUCAAACCUAAUCUAGGUCGUUUUAGUAAUCCUCCAGAUUGGGAAGAAAUUCUCAAACAUUUUCGUGGGUCUGAAUUGCAAAACUACUUUACCAAAAUUCUUGAAGAUAACCUUAAAGCACUCAUCAAACCUCAGUAUGUUGAUAAUAUUCCAAAAGCCAUCAAGGGUCAAGUUGACAAACUGCUCGAGGCCAAGCGCAGUCGUGAAAACAAGGCAUAUCUUAUCGAACAGCUUGAUUUGGAAGAUGUGCUUGACCGAAACAUUGAAAACCUCUCUGGAGGAGAACUUCAGCGUUUUACUAUUGCCCUGACUGCUGUUCAGCGCGCAGACAUUUAUAUGUUUGAUGAACCUUCCUCUUACCUCGAUGUGAAGCAACGUUUGAAUGCUGCUCGUGUCAUCCGAUCUAUGCUUGGUCCUACCUCGUAUGUUAUUUGUGUUGAGCACGAUUUGUCUGUUCUAGAUUAUCUUUCGGAUUUCAUCUGUGUACUUUAUGGCAUGCCCAGUGCAUAUGGCGUUGUUACUCUUCCAUUCAGUGUUCGUGAAGGCAUCAACAUCUUCCUUGAUGGUAUGGUUCCCACAGAAAAUCUUCGUUUCCGUGACGAAUCACUUACUUUUAAAAUUGCCGAAACCGCUGAUGACAAAUACGAGAAUGAGAAAUUUAGACGGUACCAGUAUCCUGCCAUGAAAAAAGUUCUUGGUAAUUUUUCGCUCACUGUGGAUGCAGGCGAGUUUACCGAUUCUGAAAUCAUUGUCAUGUUGGGUCAAAACGGAACUGGAAAGACCACAUUUAUUCGAUUGCUUGCUGGUAUACUUGCGGCUGAUGGCGAUGAACAAGUUCCAGAACUCAAUGUCAGUCACAAGCCCCAAAAGAUCAGUCCCAGCUUUGAAGGCACAGUUCGCAUACUUUUCCUUAAAAAAAUCAAGGGCAUGUUCAUGCAUCCUCAAUUCCAAAGCGAUGUGGUCAAACCUCUUCAGAUUGAAAAUAUUAUUGACCAACAGGUCAAGACACUCUCUGGUGGUGAACUGCAACGUGUUGCCAUUGUUCUUGUUCUCGGUACUCCAGCUGACAUCUAUCUUAUUGACGAACCUUCUGCCUACCUUGAUUCCGAACAACGUAUUAUUGCUGCCAAAGUGAUCAAAAAAUUCAUUUUCCAUUCCAAAAAGACUGCGUUUAUAGUAGAGCAUGACUUUAUCAUGGCCACCUACUUGGCUGAUCGUGUGAUUGUAUACGACGGUACACCCAGUAUUUGUGCCCGUGCCAAUCGACCCGAAUCCCUUCUCACUGGUAUGAAUACCUUUUUGAAAGCUUUGGAAAUCACAUUCCGUAGAGACCCAACGAAUUUCCGACCACGCAUCAACAAGCAUGAUUCUGUCAAGGACAAGGAGCAGAAACUAAGUGGAAACUACUUUUUCCUUGAGAGCGAAUAGACAUUUUUAAACACCCGAGCUAUUCUAAAAACUGAUUUGAUUCAAGCCCAUCUUUACAAUAUGUGAUGCUUUUUGGAUCUUUGAUCCGAUGGUUUGCUGUAUUGAUAAUUCUGCAACAAUCUUGAUUUGAAUUAAAGUCUAAUGUGCUGCACC